UGUGCGCGGAUUAAAAACCAGCUAAUAGAGACAGCAUUUUAGUAUUUUUCAUUUCUGCUCUGACACUGGAUCCUGAUAUGACUUGAUUUCACAGAAAGAUGUUUGUGGAUGAUGGAGAGGCAGCUUUUUGUGCCGCUUUGUUUUUAUUCCAUGGAUAGGCCUAUUUAAGUUGAUUAAAUAGUGUAAAAUGCUGCGGGUGAAGUGAAUAAGAUGAAGAGAAGGAGGCAAAAAUGCGUCUUUGUGGCAACACCUGUCGUCUGAUGGUUGGAUAACUGCUGCUGCGCGUCUGCUGGAGAUGGAGCCGCUUUUAUUUUGGGUUUUCAGAAGACGAGAAACGCGCCUGGUGGAUGAAUAUUUGAGUGAUUUCAGAGUGAUCUCCAGGCUUUACUUUGAGCUCAAUGACAGGGGAAUCUGACGAGGGAAGGUGGAGGGAUGGAGAAUGCAAGUCAGCUCAAACCAACGCCUGUCAUCUACGGAGAGCUGUUGAACAUCUCCGCCAACUACACCCAUGCCAAUUUCACGUCGAAAACGGAGAAGGACAGUAACGUGGCUUUCCAGGCGGGUCUAGCCGUGACCUUAGCCCUCAUAACUUUCGCCACGACGCUUUCAAACGCGUUCGUCAUCGUCACCAUUUACCAGUCCCGAAAAUUACACACCCCGGCAAACUUUCUGAUCGCCUCCCUGGCCGUCACGGACCUCCUGGUGUCCAUUUUGGUGAUGCCGAUCAGCGCGCUGUACACGGUCAGCCAAACCUGGACACUGGGGCAGGUGGUGUGCGACAUAUGGCUGUCCUCGGACAUAACGUGUUGCACCGCGUCCAUCCUCCACCUGUGCGUAAUUGCGCUGGACCGCUACUGGGCCAUCACGGACGCGGUGGAGUACUCCAAGAAGCGCACGCCGGGGCGCGCAGCCGGGAUGAUCGCCACCGCCUGGGUGAUCGCCAUCUCCAUCUCCCUGCCGCCUUUCUUCUGGCGCCAAGUGAAAGCAGAGGAGGUGACGACCUGCAACGUGAACACCGACCACAUUUUCUACACCAUUUACUCCACCUUCGGCGCUUUCUACAUCCCCACGCUGCUGCUCAUCGCCCUGUACGGGAGGAUUUACGUGGAAGCCCGUAAGCGCAUCCUGAAGCAGUCGCACAACAAGCCGGGGAAAAGACUCACCUCCGCGCACCUGAUCACCAACUCCCCCGGCUCGGUGGCGUCCACGACCUCUCUGAACUACGGGACGAACGACACCUCCUCCUGUGACACUACCUCGCCCGCGAACGUGAGCCAAGUCAAAGUCACUGUGUCCGACGCGCUGCUGGAGAAGAAGCGGAUCUCCGCCGCCCGGGAGAGGAAGGCGACCAAAACUUUGGGAAUAAUCCUGGGAGCCUACAUCAUAUGCUGGCUCCCGUUUUUCAUUUACACUCUUCUAGUGCCUGUCUGCGAGUCCUGCUUCCACCCGGAGUUAUUUGACAUUUUCACCUGGCUGGGUUACCUCAACUCCUUAAUCAACCCCAUCAUUUACACCAUGUCCAACGAGGACUUUAAACAGGCUUUCCACAAACUAAUACGGUUUAAAUGCUGCAGGGCAUAAACGCUUAUUACCAGCCACAGAAAUAACCCCUCCUCUCUCUAACCAUCUGUAUAAUGCCAGUCAAACUCCCCAUCACCCCACAAACAUUUCCCUCUACAAGGUUCCCCCCUUGAGGGCAAAAUCCCCAACAUCCAGAUUGUUUAUGAUAAUGUGGCUGCAGAAUGAGCGUUCAGCUGAUAGAUGGUGCAGAGGACUGUGGAAAUGCAUUGACCCGCCAUUCAGUCUGCAUUGUGCUAUCUGAUGGCGCUGUCUAAUGAAUGGCUGUCAUUUCCCAGCCAUUGGAGAGGAGGAGAAAUGUCGGUGGAUGUGAUGAUGUGGAAGCUACGUGACUGGUUUGCAGUUGAUAUGUAAUGACUUGGAGGAAGCCCAUAGCCCCAGGUGCAGGGCCCCCCACCCUUACCCCCGCCUGUACGUGCUGCACUGGACUGUAGCCUACAGACUCACAUUGCCAUAUGAGUUUGACAGUCAACAUCAGUUGGCUUGUAAGCACAAGCAGCUUAGGUUAGCUAAGCUGACCAUGAGCCCCAAGGGCAAAAAAUACAAUUUGUGUUUCAUUUUCCUGACUCAAUAAGGGGAAAUACUGGUGCCUACAACAUGUUUAUUUUAGUUCCUCAGACGUGCCUGGCCCAGAUGGAGAGAAAAGCACGAGUUCAGUCAGAGAAAAAAACAUAAAGAUUUGGUUUAUUCUCGUGGCCAGUGCAUGCAUUUUCUUUAAUUUUAUUGCUGGAGUUCAAGGCUCCAAAAUGAGUGUAAAUGUACGAAUCUGUAUGCAUCAGUGUGACUUUACCUUAAUUUGCUGAAGAGUCUGGAUUUUGCUCAAUUGAAUGGGUAUUACACUGUAAUAUAGUGCAAACUGCAGAGCCCGACGCUAUCUACCAGACCUCUUGUUAAAAGAUGAAUUGUUAAUUGUUAAUAUUAGCUGUGAUGUUCCAUUUCAUGUCAGGCUAAAACAAACACAAAUCCAGAUCUAGUCGAAACAGGCUUGACGACCCAGGGUUCCUACAGUCACCUCUUGGAAUUUGGCAUUUGCGUCUUCCACACCUAGAAAAGUUGUGGAAGAUGAUUUUUUUUUUUAAGCGCUGGAAAAUGUCACGGUAUUCUGAUCAAAAUCUCCCCCCUUUUUUUUUCCUCCCACCAAACUGUCACAUGUUAAAUGUCAAGCUUUAGCAGCUGUUGAUCCCUUUAAAAGAGCAUUUUUUUGAAGAAAAAAAUAUCAAACUGAAAAAACUCUAAAUCUGUUUGCGUUGCAGAAAAAAAUAUGCAAAAGCUGUAACAACAACAACAACAACAACAACAAGAAAGUAAUGGUGUUGGAAAUCAUGCUACUCAUGUCCAAGGCUGCAGCUGAAGUCAUGAAGUCAGGAAAUAUGGGGGGUUAAAAGUUAAGGAGUAUAAAUUACAUAUGAAGCAUCAGCUCUGCAAUUUCUUGAAAUCAAAGUUCUUAAAUUUGAGUAUUUUUAGGCCAAAUUAAAUAUAAAUUACACUAUAAAUAAAUUGUACUUAAGGUCAUUUGCUCUACUGGAAUUUAAGUCUUGAUAUUGUGGUGAAGACAUCAAGGAGAUAAAAUUACAUAAAGUAUGAUUUAAAAGUUAAAUAAAUGUAUUAAAUAUUUAGGGAUUACUGGGAAAAUUGACUUCAGUAUUUUUAAAAUCCUGGCUUCGCUGGUCAUGCAAUGAAUUAGCGUGUGAUCUCAGAAAUGUGUAGGAACCCUGUCCUGUUGAUUUUAAGGAAGAGUUGUGGGGUAAUGGGCCAAGAGUUAGAUGAGACAGUUGAUGUCACUCUCAUGUCUGCGUGUUAAAAAGAGUUUUGAUGCUUUCCUACAAAACUGUCGGACUCACGAUGGACGUUUGUUUUAAAGGAUCAAAAUCGAUGCAGCAGCACCAGAGAUAUCUUCUUUUGUCAUUCCACACGUUCUUCUUCCCAGUCAAAACAUGGCGCCUACGUUACCCACAAUGCAACGCAACCAUCAACAGUUUGGUCGGAGAUUCGGAUGUAUCGUGCUAGUAGCGGCUAAUGUAGCCUGUAGCAGGGACGAGCAGCAGCUACUGGUAAGCUCACGUCUUUCUAAAUCCACGCCAACAGAUUGGUUUCAUUUUCAAACUUGACUCAAGUGACAUCACUCGAGGACUUUUAGUAGACUUUACACAGCUUUCUUUGAGACACUAAAGACUUUAUAUUAAAAUUUAUGCAGUAGAACUUCCCAACCAACACAUUCAAGAACGCAAGGCAUCGCUUUUUUAUGCCCAUGUUCAGGUUCGUUUUUCAACGUUUAGUGCUCUGCGGUCAAGUUAGCGACAAUAAUUAUGCAACGUCCGGUUAGACUUUCAGAAUAAACGUGUAAAUGUUGCAAAAUGUCUUAAUUUUGAAAUGGCACGUUGUGAAACGCAGUAAUUUGGUUUGGUUUAGGCAACAAAACUACUUGGUUAGGUUUAGAAAAAGAUCACAGUUAAAAUAACUACAUUACUUAUGUCAGUUAAUUUACAUUUACAUACAUACACAACUUACGUAAUGUAACUUACGCAACUUACAUAAUACUUACAAUACUCUGUCUUAUCUGUUGAAUAUCCCUCAGCUACCUUUAGCAUUCAAUAGUGACGCAACCGGGCUUCACCAAGUGUGUUGAACUUUGACACCACCGAGAACGCGUUGGUCCAACACCUGGAAUAUUAUCCGAGCUUAGCAUAAAGACUGGAAGCAGUCUGCUGACUAACACACCAAAAGCUCAGUAACACUUACCACAUUUGUUUAAUCUGUAUACUGUUUUUACAUUUCAGUUUGGUUAAUUGGUGAGCAGGAGGUGUAUUUCAGUCACUCCGAGAUUUCGCUGGCCUGCUUUGUGAUUGUUGCCUAAAAUGCCUAAUUUUGAGAUGUUUUGGGGCAUUUUUUUGCGACGUAAUUGUAGUAAUAAGUGAAAACUACAAAAAUAGAUGUGAUUUUUUUUAACGUUAGAUUUAGAGUUGAAUCAUUAAACAGUCCCUCCAGGAUUUGGCGGGCCCAACCCUGCAUAAUUUAAACCAGUUUACCCUGAUUCUUUCAGUGCUUGCAGCUGACAGGGACGCAGCAGCCUGUGUCUCGGUGAUUUGUCUCGUCUGACGUCCUCCAUGAGUUUCUGCAACUCUCCAUGUACGUUUUGUGUCAAUACACAAUUUCUUUUAUGUUCGACCACAAUGCUUUUUUGUCAGCAAAUGUGAGACGUUGGUUACAAACAUGUUUGCUGGGACUUGUAAACAAAGAAGUGAGUUUGCUGACGUGUGACAAUGUUUUGCGCCAAACAGCACCAAUCAGAUUUGGUAAGAUUUGUGUAAAAAUUUAGGAGAUUUGUCAAAAUUUAAUGUGAAGGAAUUUACAGGGAUGUGUUGAAUUUGUUUUAAUAGUUGCCAUGGUGACAUCAUGAAAUCCUGGAUGGGCUGAUGUUUUAAACGUUGGACAAAGCCAGGCUAGCUGUUUCCCUUUUGUUUAUGCUAAGCUAAGCUAACUACCAGUUGACUCUGGCUUCACUCAGACAUGAGAGUGGCAUCUUUCUGUUUAUCUAACUGUAAAGCUAAAAAAAACGAUUUACUAAAAUAUGAACCUAGUCCUUUAACACGGCUCUCCUGGAGCAUAAAAAUUAAAAGAGGGGGAAAAAAUGACUAAUAGUCUCUGGAGAAAUUUAGGAAGCAGCCACACAACAGCUGCAGGGAGUUUGUUGCACCGGUAGAAGCAGAAAGAGUCUCUCUAAAAUACAUUUUUCUAUAAAAACAGAAUAAUACAUGACAGAAAGUCCUGCUGUAGGAUGGCCAUCCCCCUCACAUCAAAGAGAACUGCCAGAGCACCGUGACGACGCUGGCUCCCACCUUUGGUGACUUUUUCGGCAGCCAUGUUGAAUGUUAGAGCCAAAUCACGACGUGGACGUACUGUAGCCAUCCUGCUCUACUGCGGCUCUGUGAUGAAUAGCCUCUUUGUGUACAGUAUUGAUCAGCUCAGUGUGAAACUCAUCUGGUGGCUCUGUCAAAUCCAAAUGGAAGUUGCAUUUCAUCCAGGUUAGCUUCUGCUGUACAACGCUUCUGCACACAUUGGCGAUGCACUGUAACUGCUCUGCUCUGGAGGAUGAAAUCCAACCCACUUGGAGCACAAAAAAGCACUGCUGCUGUUGUGAAAACUGAAAAAAUAAAAAUCAAUAAAAGGUCUAUGGCAUCAUGAGGUUACGAUAGUUGGCCCACGUUCUCAUUUUUCUGAUUAAACAUCUGUUUUAAACGUGAUUCUGAGGCACAAGUACUGCAAACAAUGUGUGAGAAAGAGAGGGUUGACAUUUGUUUUAUCUUUGUCAGAAUCUGCUGUGGUAUUUUAAUCUGCUUGGCGGUGAUGAAACGCUACACAGAUGUGAGCUGAUGGAUGUGCUGCGUGACGGCGUUAACGGUUCGUAACUUAAUCAGCAGGAGAAAAUAUAUCCAUGAGGAAAAUGUCAGUUAUGAAAGCGUAAUGAAAUGCACGCCUGCUUCCUUUCUGCAUUUUUCUUCUGCACAUCUGAAUCUGUGCACGAGGGGGAUAAUAUAUUAAUGUGCACAGCUCAGUGUACAUACAGUCUAACGAGGGUUCCUUCACUCUGCGGUUCACUAUUGUGUUACAGUGUGUAGGUUUGGUGCAGUUUUUUGCAUUUGGGACUUCAUGUGACGUGCACUAAGUACUAAAUGUAUGAAAUCCUUUGCUUUCUUUUUGUUUAAUAGGAAAGUAAUAUUUUAAAAUUGCAAUUUGAUGGAAGUCUAAAAGCACUCAUUUUGUAUAAUUGUAUGUGGACUUUUUUUGUGUGCUAACUGCAAAACAGAAUGCUAUUACAAUUAGUAUUUAGAAGAUGGAUUUGGGAGAAAACAUCAGUCUAGCUCUGUGGGAACCGGUACAUCAGAAUUAAAAAUUUACUGGUGAUAGACUGGUGACCUGUCCAACGUGUUCCCCACAGUGCAUGCUGGGAGCAACACAUUCUCUCUCCAAACUGGUCACAUAUGGACGCUUGGUCAAGAUCCGUUGGCGUCGCUUUUUAGGACCAGUUUGACUUUCAAAAUAAAAGUACUUGUUAAGAUUGUGAAACAUGACAAUUUGGUUAGGUUUGGGCACCAAAAGUACUUGGUUGGGUUUAGGAGCAACAGAGUUUAGCUCCAGGUAGCUCACGGGAGACUCCCGUUUUUCAUUGUCCUGUCACGGGUCACAUUUCUCCCGAAUUAUGACAAGUUUUCACCACUUUCUGUUAUUUAUUCUGGUUUCUGGCGCUGUACAACGAAACUUCCCUACAACUCAGUCACUCUAUCUUUCCCCACUGUGUCCGCUCGGAUAAACAGUAUUUACAUAUCUCAGAAGAGAGCUUGUGACCCGGUGGAUUUCAGGUGUAAGAAAGGGAAGUUGUGAGCAGAUGAUAGCAAAGUAGAGGAGGAAGAGAGCCACAUGUUUAAUAAAGGCUUUUGUGGAGCUUUUUCGUUCACUGUGGCUCCCUCUACAACUGUAGAACUGUGACAACAGCUGCUCUAGAGUGACGCCAGAGAGUGUCCAGACUGAGGUCGCAUUUAAAAAGAUCCGCACAUUUGGAAGUGG
This is a messenger RNA of Micropterus salmoides (largemouth bass), 7140 nucleotides long. RefSeq names its product 5-hydroxytryptamine receptor 1B-like. Gene Ontology annotation, cellular component: plasma membrane. Gene Ontology annotation, biological process: vasoconstriction; regulation of behavior; bone remodeling. The transcript has a single exon. The record is from RefSeq and is a predicted model, not a curated record. NCBI's taxonomy places the organism in Eukaryota, Metazoa, Chordata, Actinopteri, Centrarchiformes, Centrarchidae. The coding region runs from base 433 to 1581 and encodes 382 amino acids. Gene Ontology annotation, molecular function: G protein-coupled serotonin receptor activity.